AUGCACCGUUCUGCCUCGGGCUCGAGCGACCUCAGCACACUGACCGAGGCUCCCAAGGCGACUUCGACACCGGCCCUGGCGGCUCCUGUUUCCCCGUCAUUGCCCUUUGACGAUGCAUCACACGCGCAAACCGACAGGUGGACGUGCGCCGGGUGCCGAAAAUAUGCCAAAGUUUGGGCUACUUCGUACCGCGGCGCCGUGUCCCUGAUUCGCAUACUUCGUCUCACGACGGGCCAAGUCUUCACCAUGUCUACGAGUUGCAAGCUACAAGACGACUCAAUAUUUCUAGACCAAUCCGCCUGCAGUGCCGAGUACCUGUUUGGCGGCCAGUGCGGCAGCGGAACUACACCAGACCCUGCCCUGAAAGCACGCGGCUCGCAACUGCGCAAUCUGCAGCUCAUUCCAGCAAGAGUCUUCCAGCUCACGGAAUGGGUGUACAAGCUCCUCUCAUCAGCAACCCAUACCCCAAACGGACGAUUCGACACAGCCGAGGUCAUGGCAGUGUAUACCGAGUGUCUCGAUUGGUACGAAGGAUUCUUCUCCCUACCCAAAACCGGCGGCAGUGACACCCCCUUUGUACUCUUUAUCCACAUGUACUAUCAGUUCUGCCUACUCUGCCUAUUCCGCCCUCUCGCCAACCUUGUCCUGGCUGAUUCCGACGUCCGACCCCGCGAAAUCUGUCUCCAGGCUGCGGACUCUAUCCUCACCCUGUCGCAGUCCUACAGCAGGCUCUUCACCCUUAGACGCGUCUCCCCAUUCGUCCCCUAUUUUUUGUCCUUGGCGACCAUCUCGGAUGUUUCAAGCGUGGACGGGUUUAGCACCUAUCAAGACGUGUCCCCUCCCCGACUGCCGCCAAAGUGCCCAUAA
Messenger RNA from Hirsutella rhossiliensis, 867 nucleotides. RefSeq lists its product as uncharacterized. The transcript is spliced from 6 exons. Bases 1 to 867 code for a protein of 288 amino acids. The record is from RefSeq and is a predicted model, not a curated record. Lineage: Eukaryota; Fungi; Ascomycota; Sordariomycetes; Hypocreales; Ophiocordycipitaceae.